UUGUGUGUGUUGUCAAUCCAACUUUCUAAAACGGGUCAGAAGCUGCGAGAUAUUUUCAGUGUUUCAUUACAAGUUAUUGUACUAAUUGUUCUAAUUCAUAUGACUAUUACCUUUAGAUCGUUGCUAGCUUUUGCCAGAUAGCUAGCGUUACCUAUCAAGGAUAGUACCUUCAGUAUGACUUGCAGACAUUGUGUAACUCUUUUCGGUCCAGCAGGGCGAUUUACCUUUCUAAACCUUGCCAAAGACAUGUGCACGGGACGAUUACAGAACAUAAAAGAGUUUCACAGAGCAACAACUGUCCGAACUUACGACAUGAGAAAAGUGGAACUCACUCCCUUGGAGCAAAGGAAAUUGACUUUUGAUACCCAUGCACUGGUGAAGGAACUGGAAGCUAGUGGUUUUGAAAAGAGGCAAGCAGAAAUAAUUGUGACGGCACUGGUGACGCUGACAACAGCAAACAUGGACAUUGUAUAUAGGGAUAUGGUGACCACUGCCCAUCAGGAAAUAGCCCUUCAGCAGAUCAUGGCCCAUCUUGAUUCCAUAAGGAAAGAUAUGGUUAUUCUGGAGAAGAGUGAAUUUGCCAACCUGCGUUCUGAGAACGCGAAAAUGAAGACUGAACUUGAACAGCUUAAGAACAGGCUAAUGGAAGAGAGUCAGAAAAUCAGAGCAGAUGCAAAGCUGGACAUAAAUUUGGAGAGAAGCAGAGUGACAGACAUGUUUACCGAGCAAGAGAAGAAACUCAUGGAAGUCAAUACAGAAUUCCACAAGAAGAAUGCAGAUAUUGACCGUGGCACAAUGGAAACAACCAGAAAAAUUGACAUUGAGGUUGCUUCCCUGAAAACACUCCUGGAAUCUCUCAAGCUUGACACCAUUCGCUAUCUUGCAGCAUCUGUGUUCUCGUGCUUGGCGAUAGCCUUAGGCUUUUAUCGUCUCUGGAAGUGAUGGACCACAUAACAGCUGCAGGUCUUCAAAGGGACCAUCUUACCCUUGCAAAAUAUUAUUUUAUUUUGCAUGAAAUAACAUACCGACAGAUGUUUGUGUAAAAUGGAGUAAUUGAUAUUUUUUUGUAGUCUUUGUAUAUUGGAAGGGCACACUAAACCAUACAAUGUCUGUUUACCAAAGUGUCUUUGUUUCUUAUGCACACAGUGCACCUGGUGCUGCCAUGUAUCGCAAUGGCACACCUUGUUCAGUGUUUAAAUGCAGUGAUUUUGUUUAAUAUUUAGAGUGAACAAUGUUCAGAGAGGCUGAACCACACACUGUUUUUGUAUUUAAAGCUUAAUAUCAAAUGUACAGACGUUAAACUGUGCAGUUAUCCACAGUAUUAAAAUUUUUAAAAAUUGAAGAUAC
This is a messenger RNA of Megalops cyprinoides (Indo-Pacific tarpon), 1347 nucleotides long. RefSeq names its product coiled-coil domain containing 90B (gene ccdc90b). Bases 175 to 942 code for a protein of 255 amino acids. Gene Ontology annotation, cellular component: mitochondrion. NCBI's taxonomy places the organism in Eukaryota, Metazoa, Chordata, Actinopteri, Elopiformes, Megalopidae. The transcript is spliced from 9 exons. The record is from RefSeq and is a predicted model, not a curated record.